CCGGGUUGAGUGCGGCUAGGGAGGGACAAACUGCCCCUGAGAUGUUUGCAGUUUGGUUACCAGGUUAGCGUUUGGCUGCUUCUGCACCAUGUCCACCUUCGAGAAGCCUCAGAUCAUUGUCCAUAUUCAAAAGGGCCUCAACUAUACAGUGUUCGACUGCAAAUGGGUGCCCUGCAGUGCCAAAUUCGUGACGAUGGGCAACUUCGCCCGGGGCACCGGCGUUAUCCAGGUGUACGAGAUCCAGCGCGGGGACCUAAAGCUGCUGCGGGAGAUUGAAAAGGCUAAGCCCAUUAAAUGUGGGACAUUUGGGGCCGCAUCUUUGCAGCAGAGAUUCUUGGCUACUGGAGAUUUUGAUGGGAAUCUUCAUAUCUGGAAUUUGGAAGCUCCAGAGAUUCCGGUGUAUUCUGUAAAGGGGCACAAAGAAAUCAUAAAUACCAUAGAUGGUAUAGGUGGACUUGGAAUUGGGGAAGGAGCCCCUGAAAUCGUGACGGGCAGCCGAGAUGGAACUGUAAAGGUGUGGGACCCGAGGCAAAAAGAGGAUCCCGUCGCUAACAUGGAACCCGCACAAGGAGAAAACAAGAGAGACUGUUGGACUGUGGCAUUUGGCAAUGCUUAUAAUCAAGAAGAGCGUGUGGUUUGUGCUGGCUACGACAAUGGGGACAUCAAGUUGUUUGAUCUGAGAAACAUGUCACUGCGGUGGGAGACAAACAUUAAAAAUGGGGUGUGCAGCUUGGAGUUUGACAGAAAGGACAUAAGUAUGAAUAAGUUAGUGGCUACGUCCCUGGAAGGCAAGUUCCACGUCUUCGACAUGAGAACACAGCAUCCUACCAAAGGCUUUGCCUCUGUAACGGAGAAGGCCCAUAAGUCCACUGUAUGGCAAGUCCGGCACCUGCCUCAAAACAGGGAGCUCUUCCUGACCACGGGAGGCGCCGGGAAUCUGCACCUCUGGAAGUAUGAAUACCCUGCUCAUCGGUCAAAGAAGGACUCAGAGGGCCUCGAGAUGGGAGUCGCGGGUUCCGUCAGCCUUCUGCAGAACGUGACCGUGUCUACUCAGCCCAUCUCCAGUUUGGACUGGAGUCCUGACAAAAGGGGGCUCUGCAUCUGUAGUUCCUUUGACCAGAUGGUGCGCGUGCUGAUAGUUACAAAACUCCAGACCAUUUGAGCCAAGGCGUGAACGUGAAACUGUCCAGAGGCUUACUCAGAGAAUUCAGCUCUGCGUCCUCUGGCCUCAUUGAAGACGGUUGGAUUUGAGGGAUGAAUGACAGCCACAGGUACACAGCCAGCCAGCCAGCCUCUAGCGUCUUUGGGUGUUUGGUGACCUGACCGGCACGCUGCUGCAUGUGCCGGUGCCACACACCAGGACCUGCUUUGUGCCUUUCCCCGUGUUUCUGUUCAAACAAUUAGAACCAGAGCUGUGGUAUUUGCUUGUGGUGCCAGCUACUUAACUGAGGCAGGAGGAUUAAGAUAGCCCAUAAGAUCAAGACUAGCUUGGGCAGCAUUAUGAGACCCUGCCUUUAAAACCAGUUGGAUGCUGGCACUGAAGAGACAGCUCCCUGAGAAGGCUUGCCUGAUGCUCUUGCCGAGGAUAAGUUUGGUUCCCAGGAGCCACAUCAGGUGGCUUACAACCCCUUCAUUCCAGUUGAGGGCGUCUCAGACCAUUUUCUGGCUGUAUUGAGCACUGGUACUCACAGAUACAGGCACAUUCUUAGAAAUUUAUUUAAAAAAAUGUAUUUAAAUUUAAAAAAUAUUUUUAAAAGCCAAAGUGAGUAGUUGUUAUUUAAGUGUAUUUUAAGUUUGUUCUGUAUCUCCAAAGCUCCAUGGUUUCUCUGUACAUUCGUGCUUUGUUUUAGUGUUUCCACUAGGAGUCACUUCACUUGGUCUGUAAGUACCAGAAGAGCACAGCUGGCUGGACAGCCUGGAGAGCUGUUUUCAGCAGUGUAGCUGGUAAUACUGUGACUUCCCGUCUCUUUUACUCAGAUUCAGGCCUUGGCUGUCUUUUGACUGUGGUAAGUGAUGAUGAGCGUUGAAGAUUGGAGUGAUUUUUUUUUUUAAAGCUUUUUGUUAAACCUUUAAAAUAUAUUUUUAAAAUAAACAGGUUUUUAAAAUAU
Molecule: messenger RNA, 2108 nt
Organism: Rattus rattus (black rat)
Lineage: Eukaryota; Metazoa; Chordata; Mammalia; Rodentia; Muridae
Gene: Dnaaf10
Product: WD repeat domain 92
Exons: 8
Coding region: 89-1162 (357 amino acids)
Molecular function (GO): ubiquitin binding
Source: RefSeq, a predicted model, not a curated record